This is a messenger RNA of Pantherophis guttatus, 5733 nucleotides long. The record is from RefSeq and is a predicted model, not a curated record. NCBI's taxonomy places the organism in Eukaryota, Metazoa, Chordata, Lepidosauria, Squamata, Colubridae.
UAAAGAGAGGAGGGAAGGGCCUAUAAGCGAAGAGGCAAACCUGGGGCUCGCCUAACCGGUAAAGAAAGGAUUGGUGGCAUCUCCCUUGUUAAUCUUUCUGGACGAAGGCCGUCUAAAGAGAAGAGGGUCCCCAGGCAACAGAAACGUCUUUCAGUAUAGGAUUCAAGAACAAACGUACGGAAAAGGUGACGCAGUUUUAAAGAGCGCUGUGAGAAACCUCCCCCCCUCCCCCAAGCUCAGUGCGUGGGAUCCGUGCAUGUAGCCUUCCAACAAACUUAAGACAGCGCCGCCUGCAACGGCGGGAAAACACUGGGUUUUAUUUUUUCGCCUUACACGUGGAGCUGGUAGGCUACAAACAGCUCAAGCUGAUCACUUGUUCGGCUAGAAAGUGAUUCCGACCUUUUUGUUGUUCGAUCCCCUUCUUUCUGAAUAAUUCUGGAGAGACCGCGCACUUCGAACUCAAACCGGAGGCAACGUCGAAACGAAGCGAGCAACGCGCCCUAGGGCAGAGGAGGAAGUAGUUAGUCACAAGCGCCGGCCCUGCCGCUCAUGUGCUGCUCGAUCCACCGCGUCUGCAGCGGGAUCAAUUUACACCAGCCGUGACAGCAGAGCAAGCUUCAGAGAAGGGCCGCUUGCAAAUACGCCACCGUAGUUGCCGUUUAAUGUCGGGCUGUUGCGGUGGCUGUUGCGUGACGUCUUGGGAAACCUGCGCUUGGGAGGGCGAACGGAAGGACGAUCUUGCUUGUUGCAGAUGCGGCUAUUCGACAGAUCCAUCAAGGAAGCCAACAGAGGGAAGCUUGCAUUGCCAAUCUCUGCCACAUAAUCUCCUGCUUUGGCCCUCUGAUGGCAGUAGGCACUUUGCUGUGAAACUUGCCAAGCUGGACGCCACAGUUUUGAACGACUAUUCUUUGGCAGCUGUUGUUCCCUCUCCUGAGACAACUAAUCAUGCAAUCUUAGCCUGUAGUACAGGCAUUCAUGAAGAGCACUAUGUAAGUGAAGCUGUGGUAAACAAUGUGUCAGACUGCAGGGAAUACAGAGAUGCUGGCACCAUUACUGAUGUGUGCAAUAGUACUGAUCUUCCCGAAGUUGAAAUCAUCAGUCUCCUGGAAGAGCAGCUCCCCCAUUACAAGCUAAGAGCCGAUACAAUCUAUGGUUAUGACCACGACGAUUGGCUUCAUACUCCUCUUAUUUCUCCUGAUGUGAACAUUGACUUAACAACUGAGCAGAUAGAAGAGACAUUGAAAUACUUCCUUUUAUGUGCUGAACGAGUGGGCCAGAUGACUAAGACAUACAAUGACAUUGAUGCUGUUACACGUCUUCUUGAGGAAAAAGAACGGGAUUUAGAAUUAGCUGCUCGAAUUGGCCAGUCAUUGCUAAAGAAGAAUAAAACUCUUACUGAGAGAAAUGAACUUCUUGAAGAACAAGUAGAACAUAUCAGGGAAGAGGUUUCUCAACUGCGUCAUGAGCUGUCAAUGAAAGAUGAGCUUCUUCAGUUUUAUACCAGCGCUGCUGAAGAGAGUGAGCCAGAUUCCAUCUGUUCAACUCCAUUGAAGAGGAAUGAAUCAUCUUCAUCUGUCCAGAAUUAUUUUCAUUUUGAUUCUCUUCAAAAGAAGCUGAAGGAUCUCGAAGAGGAGAAUGUUGUCCUUAGAUCAGAGGCCUGCCAACUGAAGACUGAAACCAUUACUUAUGAAGAGAAAGAACAGCAACUUGUAAAUGAUUGUGUAAAGGAGCUCAGAGAUGCAAAUCUUCAGAUUGCCAGUAUUUCAGAAGAGUUAGCUAAGAAGACUGAAGAUGCUUCCCGACAACAGGAAGAAAUCACCCAUCUUCUCUCUCAGAUAGUGGAUUUGCAGAAAAAGGCAAAAGCUUGUACAGUGGAAAAUGAAGAACUUGUCCAACAUUUGGGAGCAGCUAAAGAUGCCCAAAGGCAACUCACAGCCGAAUUGCGAGAGCUGGAAGAUAAAUAUGCAGAAUGUAUGGAAAUGCUUCAUGAAGCACAAGAAGAAUUGAAGAAUCUUAGGAAUAAGACAAUGCCAAAUGCUAUAUCACGCCGUUACCAUUCAUUAGGCCUUUUUCCAAUGGAUUCCUUAGCUGCGGAAAUUGAAGGAUCAAUGCGAAAAGAGCUGCAUCUGGAUGAUACUGACUGCUCAGAUUCAAAUCAUCACAAGAGAGUGUUUGACACUGUACGAAACAUCAAUCAGGUAGUAAAGCAGAGAUCCCUAACUCCAUCUCCAAUGAACAUCCCAGGAUCUAACCAGUCUUCCACAAUGAAUUCAAUCAUUUCUAGCUGUGUCAGCACACCACGAUCCAGUUUCUAUGGAGGAGACGUUUCCAAUAUUGAGCUGGAUAAUAAGAUGAAUAGUAUCAUCCUAGAAACUGAAUCCACUGACUCUAGAGAUGAAGAGAAGAACAAGAAACCAGGAACACCAGGAACACCGGGUUCUUGUGACCUGGAAAAAGCCCUUCGAAGGUUGUCCCUUCGGAGGGAGAAUUAUCUGUCAGAAAGGAGGUUUUUUGAAGAAGAACAGGAAAGAAAGUUGAGAGAAUUAGCAGAGAAGGGGGAACUUCAUAGUGGUUCCAUUACUCCAACAGAGAGUAUUAUGUCAUUUAGAACACACUCUGGGUUUUCUGAAUUUACUGGCUAUUCAGGAAUAUCUAUCAGCAGUCGUUCAUACCUCCCAGAGAAGCUUCAGAUUGUGAAGCCCUUAGAAGGUUCUGCCACACUGCAUCAUUGGCAACAACUUGCUCAGCCUCAUCUAGGAGGCAUCCUAGACCCAAGGCCUGGGGUUGUUACUAAGGGCUUCUGCACUCUUGAUCUUGAUCUGGAUGAAGUGUAUUGCCUUAAUGAUUUUGAAGAAGAUGAGUCAGGUGAAAUUACAUACAAAGGCUUAACUACCUCAACACCGAUUCAGCACACAGAGACCUCAGUACAUCAUCCUGGGAAGUGCAUGUCACAAACCAACUCCACAUUUACCUUUACCACUUGCCGUAUUCUACAUCCUUCCGACGAGCUCACACGAGUCACACCAAGCCUUAAUGCAGCACCUACUCCAGCUUGUAGCAAUGUUGGCAAUUUGAAAGGCACUCCGGUGGCCACCCCAUGUACUCCUCGGCGCCUGAGUUUGGUAGAAUCCUUCACUAAUGUUCGGGAAUCCACAACUACAAUGAGUACAUCCUUAGGACUUGUAUGGCUUCUCAAGGAACAUGGGAUAUCAGCAGCAGUGUAUAACCCACAAAGUUGGGACAGAGUGGGCAGGAACACUCUUCUGAGCACAUAUUCUCCAAGAAUGACUGCCAUUCCCUCCACUCCUCCAAACUCACCUAUGCAGACACCUUCUUCUUCCCCACCAUCUUUUGAGUUCAAAUGUCCCAGUCCUCCUUAUGACAACUUCCUGGCUUCCAAACCAGCUAGUUCAAUUCUGAAGGAAGUAAGAGACAAAAAAAAUAUCAGAAAUAGUGAGAGUCAAACUGAUGUGUCUGUCUCCAACCUUAACCUAGUGGACAAAGUAAAAAGGUUUGGAAUUGCCAAGGUUGUAAAUUCAGGGGAAACACAAGCUCUUAAAUUAACUGAUAAACAAGGACCUCUUUUCUGUGGAUCACAAAAGUCUGGAGGCCUGCUGCCUGAGAGUUUGCCUUUGGGUUGCCCUGCUGUGACAACUGCUAUUGGAGGCAUUCAGUUGAACACUGGCAUUAGAAGGAAUCAAAGUUUCCCAACUAUGGUUGGUUCGAGCAUGCAGAUGAAAGGUCCAUCAUCUCUAACCCCUGGAAUCCUAAUGGGAGGAAAACUUCCCAAGCAAACUAGCUUACGAUAAAUGGCUUAAUAUAUCUCAAGCUCCUCCUUCAAACACUUUUUUCUUCCAUUUGUUAUUGAGUUUGACAAAUCAACUUUGUGCCUAAUUGGAGAAAGUGUAAAAUUUAUAUAGAAUGUAAAUAUGUAUUAGAUGUAUUGUAGAUGAAUAAGGUCACUGUUUUGAAUAUGUAACAUGCUAAAAUUUUGAAAAGCUGUUUUGUUUUUCUUUGCACUGAAAAAAGUGGUCCUUGCACAGGGAAAAAGAAUGAUCAAUUCUCUAGUUAGCCUAACUUGACAUGACAACAGGAUCAUUUGGCAAGGAUUACUGAUCAUGCUGUCAGAAUUGCAAGAUUUCAGGAUGGGUAGUGAAUUCUAUGAGGAGUCUUCAUUUUUCAUGAAGUGUUCAUCAUAGCAGUAGCUUAGCAUUUUGACCAUUUUCUUUGGCCUUUGUAGUAAGGAGGGAACAUUGUACUUCAGGGGUCAUAAUUCUAACUGAUUUGAUUUUUCCCUUAUGAAAUAAACUUGAAAUAAUAUAUAUUGAGAAGCAUUGCUAAGCGUGCUCCCUGCCUCUACUGUUUUGUAGCAUGACCAUAUUCUAUAUUAUUUUUUUCAAAGCUGCACUGGUUAUAAAGUGAAAAGUAUUUAAAUAAACUUUUACUGCAGACACAGAAAAAUCAUGAUGACAUAUCCAAAAUGAAAGUAAUACCUUAGAAUUAUUCUUUGCUUCAAUGUUAAAAAUACUAAAAUAAAUAUCUCUUUCCUUGGGAGCCAAAGUUAUUGAAUGAGUUGAUAGUAGGCCUCUUUAAAAAUAAAAUUUAUAUCUGUAAUACAAAAAAUGCCAAAAUAGCAAGUGUUAAAGUAAAAGGAAUGACAUUUGUAGCCACUUCCCAUGUCUCUAGCUUUUGAGUUACUGAAAGUUAAUAAUUUUAUAAACAAAAUAUAAAACAUUAUUAGUUUAACUCACCCUUUCUAACAAGGAUAUAAGUACAAAAAUAGGGACUAACAGUUCUAAUUUUUGUUCUAGGAUUUUAAUGAAAAGCUUCAGAUUUUAAAUAUUUAUUUUCUCAAGGAUGAUGACUUUUUGUUAUCCUAAUUUAUAGUUGGCUCAAUAAUCCAGAAUCAAACUCUGAUUUCUAAUUAUUUGUUACUAAUUACAAACAAAUCACUAUAUUCUCCAGCAUUUAGAGACAACAGAAAAAUUCUGCUUGACUGAAAAGCAUAAACCUGUAUUUCUUACUUUUCAACUGUGUUGCAUGGUUUAGGAUUCCAAGUCUCAUUCAGAUAAUGCUUAAAGCAGUCCAGCAUGUAGAAAUGGGGGGAAGGGGAGGACUUAAAACAGAAUGGAGUACAAAAGGAACUCCACAAUCUAGGAGACUCGUGUCAUGGGAUGCCUCUUCAUUUUUGAGGAGGUUAUCUAGGAAGCUCAUAGAAAUGAUUAUGUAAAUCACAGAUGUUUUAGAGUUAUUUGGAAGCAAUUGGUAUAUUUAGGUUGUAUGAAUGCACGUGUUUUUUGUCUUUAAAAAAAUCAGUUUCUGUUUAUUUAAUGCCAGUGCAUCAGUUUCCACAUAAUUGCUAUAUAUUUCAGUUCUGUCAGACUUUUAAUUAAAAUACCACUGUAUUAGAUGAAUCAUGGUGUGUGUGUGUGUGUGUGUGUGUGUACAUGCCUACAUACCUACAUAAACACACACACAUACACACUUGGUGGAUCAUUCAGUUCAGUACCACAAUGAGCAAUGAGCAUGUAGAUGUAGAAGAAUGAAAGAGGAUAGUACGUGCCAUCAAUUUUUGCAUGUGUUUUCAGACUUCUAUUUAUUUCACAUAUUGUUCUUGGCUCUACUUUCCCUUUAUAUGUGUGCAUUUAAUUGCAAAAAUGCAACAUCUUUUUAUCUGGCUGUAUCUUAAAGAGAACUAAUAAAUUGAUAAUUUUAAAUAAAUGAAAAAAAUCA